GGGAGCAGGGCCAUGGAGAAGCUGCGGCGAGUCCUGAGCGGCCAGGACGACGAGGAGCAGGGCCUCACCGCGCAGGUCCUGGACGCCUCGUCCCUCAGUUUCAACACCAGGCUGAAGUGGUUUGCCAUAUGCUUCGUCAGCGGUGUCUUCUUCUCUAUUCUUGGAACUGGAUUGCUGUGGCUUCCGGGUGGCAUAAAGCUUUUUGCGGUGUUUUAUACCCUUGGAAAUAUUGCUGCCUUAGCCAGUACGUGCUUUUUAAUGGGACCCGUGAAACAACUGAAGAAAAUGCUUGAAACAACGAGAUUGCUUGCAACGAUUGUUAUGCUUUUGUGUUUCAUACUUACCCUGUGCGCUGCUCUUUGGUGGCAUAAGAAGGGGCUGGCCUUAUUAUUCUGCAUAUUGCAGUUCUUGUCAAUGACCUGGUAUAGUCUGUCAUACAUCCCGUAUGCAAGGGAUGCGGUAAUUAAAUGCUGUUCUUCUUUCCUGAGUUAAAAAUCAGAAACUCUUUGAAAAGACCAUUUGAAAGCUGAUGUUCUGUUUUUGGUGAAGUAUACUUUUCCUGAUACAGUAAUCACUCCAAAAAAACAACUGCACUGACCAUUUAAGACCAUUUUGUAUACUGAUAAAAACUACAUGCUAAUUAAACUGUUAAAUGCUUGUGACGUUAAAUUCAUUUUGUGUCAUUAAGAUGCUCUUCCAGAGAUAAGGAGAUUUUAAUCAUUGCCAAUUGUAAAUGAUUUUUAGCCAGUUUUUUAAUCUUUUCUAAACAGCAUCUGAGAUGUGUAUAUUUAAGGGUAAACCUAUGCUGCAAGAUAUAUUCAGCUUUUUUGGUGGUUUUAAAAUGUC
Eubalaena glacialis (North Atlantic right whale) is the source of this 846-nucleotide messenger RNA. RefSeq names its product SFT2 domain containing 1 (gene SFT2D1). Bases 13 to 492 code for a protein of 159 amino acids. The transcript has 8 exons. Lineage: Eukaryota; Metazoa; Chordata; Mammalia; Artiodactyla; Balaenidae. The record is from RefSeq and is a predicted model, not a curated record. Gene Ontology annotation, cellular component: membrane. Gene Ontology annotation, biological process: vesicle-mediated transport.